This is a messenger RNA of Anisakis simplex (herring worm), 213 nucleotides long. NCBI's taxonomy places the organism in Eukaryota, Metazoa, Nematoda, Chromadorea, Rhabditida, Anisakidae. The record is from the annotation of a GenBank genome assembly.
AUGUCGACGUCGACACGUUUCGUGCAAAACGGCCGUAAUAUGACGACGCAUCAUCGCUUGCAUGCAAGCGUCAUCAGUGAGCAUCUUCUUGAGAUUCCAGUUGAGCAACUGAGACGUAUCGCGCAAACGGAAGGGGUGAACUCAAUCGAACGCGAGACCAAGCAUUUUUCGUGUACGGCACUCGUUCUUCAUUCACUCACCUAUCAUGCAUGA